Messenger RNA from Manis javanica (Malayan pangolin), 3121 nucleotides. NCBI's taxonomy places the organism in Eukaryota, Metazoa, Chordata, Mammalia, Pholidota, Manidae. The record is from RefSeq and is a predicted model, not a curated record.
UAACAACUCUUACUUGCCCUUUUUUAUGCUCACUGCAGAGGGAAGGCAGCUGUAAGAAAUUUAGAUGGGAAUUUAGGCCCAGCUUCACUUUUGGUGGUUGUAGUAAUCCUCUGGGCUGUCUGAAAAAGCCCUUGCCAGUGACUUUUAUUAGUUUUCCAGUCCACUGAGGUCAGAUGUUCUUGUAUUUAUUUCUUCUCUGCAACUCAUUUAGUCAUUUGGGAAUAUAGCCUCAGUAGGCAAUGGUGAGGGCAGACUCUCUGGAGCAGCUGGGAUUCUUGGAACACAAGGCCCGCACAGUAGCUCAGCUGCAAGGGAAAAGGAGUUUGGCUCUCCAAAUGUCAGGCGAUCCAAGCUCUCUGCUAGAGCCAUGGUCCAGCCACAGGGGAAAUGGUACAAACAACCAUGAGCUUCCUGGAGCACUAGUUUUACCCAUCGAUUGGAGGGUGGUGUUUUUAUUAUAAAACUAGUGUGACUGUAUCAUAGAGGAGAAGCAAAAAUCCUCACAUCUUUCUUUUCUAAAUGAAGCACAAAACUUUAUAGUAAGCCACUUUGGACUAUGCCCACUCCCACCCCUGUUCCCUGAGGUGUAUUUAAGAAGCCAAAUUUGGGACUUGCUGCUGUUGGAAAGACAGCUGUGCUGUAUUAAGUCAUGAGCCCUGAGAUCUGUGCUGGCUCUGCCUCUGCCUACUAUGAUCUUGGGUAAGUCUUCCCUCCCCUUCCAGGCACCCCCUCAUUCCUCUCUAAUACAAUGAGAUGGAACCAGAUGACCUCAGAGGUCACUUCCAGCCCUGAAGUUCCUUGAUUUCCCUCGAUUACAUUGAGAGCUAGUGAGACAUGGGAGUGAAAUGUGAACACUAACAGGAAGUUAGCACAUUGAGCAGGCCUGGCCACCUGGGACCCUCCUCCACCACCCUCCAGCUGCUUAAGUGUCCAUGAUACUUUGUCAGCUGACCUGGAGCUGACUAGACAAGCCUUGUCAUCAAUUUGGCCCUAUGACUUCCAGAGUUCUAUUUCAGGAGCUCCUGGAGAGGCCAGAAACAAAGACUAAGAGACAGUUCCUGCAGGGCGCUGCCCAGGAAAGCAGAAAAGCAGUUCUACACGACAGCCAGGCUCCCCAUAAUAGCAAAGGGCAGCAGGUUGGGGACAGAGCAUUCCGCUGUGGCUACAAGGGCUGUGGGCGUCUCUACACCACUGCUCAUCACCUAAAGGUGCAUGAAAGAGCUCAUACAGGUGACCGUCCAUACAGGUGUGAUUUCCCUAGCUGCGGAAAGGCCUUUGCCACAGGAUAUGGGCUGAAGAGCCAUGUGCGCACCCACACUGGAGAAAAGCCAUACAAGUGCCCAGAGGAGCUAUGCAGCAAGGCCUUCAAGACCUCAGGAGACCUGCAGAAGCACGUCCGGACCCACACCGGUGAACGCCCAUUCCGGUGCCCCUUCGAGGGCUGUGGCCGCUCCUUCACCACAUCUAAUAUCCGCAAGGUACAUGUGCGCACCCACACAGGCGAGCGGCCCUACACCUGCCCCGAGCCCCACUGUGGCCGUGGCUUCACCAGUGCCACCAACUACAAGAAUCACGUGCGCAUCCACACAGGGGAGAAGCCAUACGUUUGCACGGUGCCAGGCUGCGGGAAGCGCUUCACCGAGUACUCGAGCCUCUAUAAGCACCACGUGGUGCACACACACUGCAAGCCCUACACCUGCAGCACCUGUGGCAAGACCUACCGGCAGACCUCCACCCUGGCCAUGCACAAGCGCAGCGCCCACGGCGAGCUGGAGGCCACAGAAGAGAGCGAGCAGGCCCUUUAUGAACAACAGCAGCUCGAGGCCGCCUCUGCAGCCGAGGAGAGCCCACCCCGCAAACGACCCCACAUUGCUUACCUUUCGGAGGUGAAAGAAGAGGGUGAUGACAUCCCAGCCCAAGUGGCCAUGGUGACCGAGGAGGACGGGGCCCCCCAAGUGGCUUUGAUCACUCAGGGUGGUGCCCAGCAGGUCAGCCUGUCUCCAGAAGAUCUGCAGGCCCUUGGAAGUGCCAUCAGUAUGGUGACCCAGCAAGGCGGCACCACCCUUGCCAUCCCCAGUCACGACGAUGACCUUGCCACAUCCAGCACACAUACAGUCACCAUGGUCAGCGUCGAUGGCACCCAGACGCAGCCCGUCACAAUCAUUACCUCUGGGGCUGUGGUGGCUGAAGACCCAAGUGGCCAUCAUCAACAGGUGGCGCUAUUGGCCACAGCCAACGGAACCCACAUUGCAGUGCAGCUGGAAGAACAGCAGACCUUAGAGGAGGCCAUCAGCGUGGCCACUGCCACCAUGCAGCAUGGCACCAUGACACUGGAGAGCACAGAGUCAGAGAGUGGAUGCUGAGCCUGAGAGGGCUGGGUCCCACCCCACAAUGAGGAGGUGCCAUGCCACACAGACAUCCCUGCCUCCAAAGGCCCAGGCUGUGGCUGACAUGAUGAAAGGUGGCCAUGAGGUCUCCAGGGCCAGAAGGCAGCAGGAAAAUGGUCUAACUGAAGGGGACAGGGGCCCUGCCUAAGAGGAGAGCUGGCAGCUGGCCUCUGGAGAGUUCAUCGUCCUCAGGAGCUAAGGAGGACUAGCCUGAUCCCCGGGCUGCACUGGAGCAUCCUGCCCUCCGAGUCAGCGGGGUGCACACCCUCCUCCCUCCAGAGAACAGCCUUCCCGCCUGCAAUCUACCCCACUUCUAGGAGUGAUUGGGGCUGCUGUGGAGACCAGUCCUUCACUCUGACUGGUCACUGCCCACCAGAGGACAGGGCAGACAGCUCUUCAGCCCAACAGGGGCGGAGCAGGACCAGACCUGUCCCUCCCAGCAAUAACCGCCUCCCCAGAGGGCAGCCGAGAUGCCUGGCCACUUGGCAGCAGGGACUUCCUGCCACUGAAGUCAGAAUUGCUCAGGAGCCUGUGGCUGGAGAGAAGGUGCCCAGCACCCCCACCCCCAGCUGCCCUCCAGCCUCUAGUGGAGAGAUGGGGAGGAGCCUUGUACAUUCUGGGGAUUGGGUUUAAUUUGGUUUGUUUUUUAAAUUCCAUUUUGAUAAUUUUUUUCUUGCUCUGGGAGGUGGUGGCAAAUGGGUGAAUCACUAUUUAAUAAAAGUUCCAGGUUUCCA